CUGCCCGUACCCAACAUGGCGGCGCCGUGGCUUCUGCCCGUACCCAACAUGGCGGAUCGCGGCUUCUGCCCAUACCCAAGAUGGCGGCGCCGCGCAUGCGCAUUUCCCAAGGGCAGGAUGGCGGCGCUGCGGGCGCUGUGGCGGCUCCGCGGCCCCUCAGGGCUGAGGGCGGCGGGGGCUCGGCUGGGCCCGGCCCCGGCCCGAUGGCGGCAGUGGCAGCCGGACAUGGAGUGGGCUCAGCAAUUCGCCGGGGCCAUCAUGUACCCGAGCAAAGCCACCGAGAAAUGGGCGCCGCCACCCUGGAACGACAAGGACCCUCUGGCUCACAAGAAGGUUUCCAGCCUCACCAUCAACUUUGGGCCUCAGCACCCGGCGGCUCACGGGGUCCUGCGGCUGGUGCUGGAGCUGAGCGGGGAAACGGUGAAACGCUGCGACCCCCACGUGGGGCUGCUGCACCGGGGCACCGAGAAACUCAUCGAGUACAAAACCUACCUGCAGGCCCUGCCCUAUUUCGACCGCCUGGAUUACGUCUCCAUGAUGUGCAACGAGCAGGCGUAUUCCCUGGCCGUGGAGAAACUCCUCAACAUCCGCCCCCCGCCGCGGGCCCAGUGGAUCCGAGUUCUGUUUGCGGAGAUCACGCGGCUGCUCAACCACAUCAUGGCGGUGACCACGCACGCGCUGGACAUCGGCGCCAUGACGCCGUUCUUCUGGAUGUUCGAGGAGAGGGAGAAGAUGUUUGAGUUCUACGAGCGCGUGUCGGGGGCGCGGAUGCACGCGGCGUACGUGCGGCCCGGCGGCGUGCACCAGGACCUGCCCCUGGGGCUCAUGGACGACAUUUACGAGUUCGCAAAGAACUUUUCCAUCCGGAUCGACGAGGUGGAGGAGAUGUUGACCAACAACCGCAUCUGGAAGAAUCGCACCGUGGACAUCGGCGUCAUCACGGCCGAGGAGGCGCUCAACUACGGCUUCAGCGGGGUGAUGCUGCGCGGCUCCGGGAUCCAGUGGGAUCUGCGCAAGGCUCAGCCGUACGACGCCUACGCGCAGGUGGAGUUCGACGUCCCCAUCGGAUCCCGCGGCGACUGCUACGACAGGUACCUGUGCCGCGUGGAGGAGAUGCGUCAGUCGCUCAGGAUCAUCCUGCAGUGCCUCAACAAGAUGCCAGCGGGGGAGGUGAAGGUGGACGACGCCAAAGUGUCACCCCCGAAACGCGCCGAGAUGAAGGUGUCCAUGGAGUCCCUGAUCCAUCAUUUCAAGCUCUACACCGAGGGGUACCAGGUGCCACCCGGGGCCACCUACACGGCCAUCGAGGCCCCCAAGGGUGAGUUUGGGGUGUACCUGGUGUCCGAUGGCAGCAGCCGUCCCUAUCGCUGCAAGAUCAAAGCGCCCGGAUUCGCUCACCUGGCGGGGCUGGACAGGAUGUCCCAGGGUCACAUGCUGGCUGACGUGGUGGCCAUCAUCGGCACCCAGGACAUCGUGUUCGGGGAGGUCGAUCGAUGAGGGGGGGUCCCCAACUUCAGGAUCCCCAAUUUUGGGGUCCCCCCGAAUUUUGGGGUCCCCCCUCCCCGGUUUUGGGGUCCCCCCACCCCAAUUUUGAGCCCAAUAAAGAGAAAUUCGGGUCCUGA
Poecile atricapillus (Black-capped chickadee) is the source of this 1622-nucleotide messenger RNA. RefSeq names its product NADH:ubiquinone oxidoreductase core subunit S2 (gene NDUFS2). Gene Ontology annotation, biological process: mitochondrial electron transport, NADH to ubiquinone. Bases 16 to 1497 code for a protein of 493 amino acids. Lineage: Eukaryota; Metazoa; Chordata; Aves; Passeriformes; Paridae. Gene Ontology annotation, molecular function: NAD binding; NADH dehydrogenase (ubiquinone) activity; quinone binding. The record is from RefSeq and is a predicted model, not a curated record. The transcript has 14 exons.